AUGGACUCCCCAGCAGCAGCGAAUGUUUUGGGGACUCUUGGUGCUGUCUGCUGGUCCAUCCAGCUCAUCCCCCAGAUCGUCAUCAAUUACCGCCGCCACCACGCCAUCGGCCUCCAGCCCUCCAUGAUGAUGCUGUGGGCCUGGGCCGGCGUCCCCCUGGGCGUGUAUAACAUUGUCCAGGACUUCAAUGUUGCCCUGCGCAUCCAGCCACAGAUCCUGACGCUGCUCAGCCUGGUGACCUGGAUCCAGUGCUACUAUUACGAGAGGAAAUGGACCGUCGCCCGCGCCCUCGCUGUCGUCGUCCCCGUUGCGGCCCUGAUGGGUGGCAUCCAGGCGGCCCUCAUCGUCGCCCUGCGCAUCGCCCGCCAUGCCGAGACCGAGUGGCCCCUCACGCUCAUGGCCGUGCUCUCGGCCGUGCUCCUCGCCGCCGGCGUGCUGACGCACUACUGGGACAUCUGGACGCACCGCACCGUGCGCGGCAUAUCGUUCCUCUUUGUCGGCAUUGACGCGCUCGGCGACGUCUUCUCGCUCGCGUCCGUCGUCUUCCAGCCGCGCCUGGAUGUCCUCGGCAUGGUCAUCUACGCGACCGAGCUGGUCCUCUGGAUCGGUGUUUUUGCUGCCGGGGGCUGGUAUAACCUGCGACCGUGGAUGCGGGGCAAGCUGAGCAAGGGCGGAGAAGGGGAGGAUGAGUCGCCUGCUGCUGACGGGCCGGGUGUGCAGAUGGACGGUAUCACGGCGCAUGGAAACCACUCGUCGACUUCGGUCUUUCGGACGGCCUCGAGGGAGGAGGCCAGCGGGGUACAUCACAGGACGGUCACUUCACUCAGGGGGAGCGUAGAAGGAUGA
Verticillium nonalfalfae is the source of this 846-nucleotide messenger RNA. RefSeq lists its product as uncharacterized. Bases 1 to 846 code for a protein of 281 amino acids. The transcript is spliced from 3 exons. The record is from RefSeq and is a predicted model, not a curated record. Lineage: Eukaryota; Fungi; Ascomycota; Sordariomycetes; Glomerellales; Plectosphaerellaceae.